Messenger RNA from Cylindrotheca closterium, 1638 nucleotides. Lineage: Eukaryota; Bacillariophyta; Bacillariophyceae; Bacillariales; Bacillariaceae. The record is from the annotation of a GenBank genome assembly.
AUGAAGCUUUCUCUAUUGGCUGUCUCUUCCCUUUCCAUGACGAGCGCUAGCCUGACCGACUCUCUUCGCCGUCGUCUUUCCUUUGAAAAGAUUGCUGGAUAUGCUCCAGGAACUCAGGUGACGGAUCACUGCGCCAUUGAUUUGGACCAAGCUGCCAUCGAAACCGAAUUGGCCAAACAAACGGAUUCUAGCUUUGCAACCGCCGGCAAUAUUUACAACCAAGGUGGAAGCUCCAAGUCGUAUGCUCAGAUCACCUUGAGCACUCCUUUGUCGUCGGCCAUUCAAAACGAUGCUGUCAUUGUCGGAACGAAUGCGGAUGGUUCCUCGACCGUCGGCAAGGCGUAUGAAGAUUACCCACAAGGAACCACCAGCCUCAAGGUGCAAUACCAAACCAGUGAUAUGCAGGCGAAUCAUGUGACGUGCAUGGUCGGUGGCCUUCCCACCGAUCUUCAAACCACGGUUGGUUGCUUGGCGGGAUCCGGAUCCAUUAACAUUGCUGGCCAGGAUUACGACUACACUUACGAUCCAACCACCGACAACAACAAUGGCCGAACCAUUGCCGGAUUCUCCACGGAUGCUGGCCAAAAGAUGCGCCUGAACUGCGACGGGUGCCCGUACGAUGACCAUCGCUUCUUCUACAACUAUUAUGGCGUCGAUGACUAUGGGCAUCAAUGGGUGACUGCCGCAUUGAACGGCGAAAAGACAACCUUUGACAAGGGCAAUGCCGACUUUUCGGUCUAUUCGCUGAAUGGUCGUACCGAGGCCGUCAAGAAGGGAACUGUCUUUUUGAACAUUUUUCAGUACGUCAUUCGAGAAUUCGAAGAUGCUUUGGACGACUGCGAGCGUGGAUGUGACCUGGAUGCGUGCAACGACGACGCCGUCCAUGCGUGGGACGAGGGCGUCUGCUUUUACACUGGAUCCAUUGAAGCACAAGAUGGUGUCACCAGUGAUGGAAAGCUUCUCCACCAACUGGCUGACAAGCGAUGCGCUGAUUUCAAGACAUGCAGCAAGGACGGCGGUGAACUAGAAGGUCAGGCCAAAUUGAAUCAUGAUCUUUUCAAGUUGUACGCCAAGGGCAAGUACGAAUUGCAAACCAAAAAUUGUGGCGAGGCCAGAAGUACCGUGAACGAGAUCACCAAGUUGCUCUACAUUCCUUUCAUUCAAGGUACGUUGCGAUAUGCAUACAAGAUGGACAAGCUCGGUGACGACAGUGAGAAGUCCGCCGCCGAAGCAGCUGUGUUUGCCGCCGCCGUCUUGCCCCGAAUCGCUGCCGCAGAUGAAGCUGCUGCCGAUACCAUCUAUGAAAACGUAAAGGUUGGAGUUUCAACUACUGAUUUCGCUGAUGUCAAGGAAGCCUUUGAGUUUGUCUACAAGGACUUGGGCAUCAAGUGUUCCGAUAUUGGAGGAUUGUGGAACUCUGCUCUUGGCGAGUAUUACGAGGGAGCUGGACCCUGCAAAAAUGGUUUGAUGAGCGAAAUGACUGACGACAAGUUGAUCGUUAUCAUCGUCGGAUCCACUCUUGGAGGACUUUUCUUCAUCUCCGUCCUGUUCUUGUGCUUCUCGAGAGCGCGAAAGAGCAGCGGUGCUGGAGGAAAGCAGCCAGAUCUUGAAGCCACAACUGAUGCCGAGGUCAGCUAA